Molecule: messenger RNA, 1968 nt
Organism: Pristis pectinata (smalltooth sawfish)
Lineage: Eukaryota; Metazoa; Chordata; Chondrichthyes; Rhinopristiformes; Pristidae
Product: interleukin-8-like
Exons: 6
Coding region: 34-543 (169 amino acids)
Biological process (GO): antimicrobial humoral immune response mediated by antimicrobial peptide; inflammatory response; neutrophil chemotaxis
Cellular component (GO): extracellular region
Molecular function (GO): chemokine activity; CXCR chemokine receptor binding
Source: RefSeq, a predicted model, not a curated record
GUAUCCUUCAGCAGACAUCUCUUCAGCAGCACAAUGUGGAAGAUGGACAGAGCAGCCUCUGUAACGAUCCUCAUCCUCCUUCUGUGUGCCAUUGCUGCACAGGGUAUUCCCAUCCCAGGAGCACAAGGACGUUGCCGAUGCAUUCGGACCAGCUCUGCUUUUAUUCGUCGAAAGAUCAUCCAGAGCUUGACAUAUAUUCCCAGUGGAUCUUACUGUGAAACAACAGAGAUAAUUGUCACUCUGAAAAAUAAGAAGAAAGUAUGUGUGGAUCCUGAUGCCAAGUGGGUGCAGGUUCUCAUCACAGCCAAGAAAGGUGUUCCGAUCCCAGGAGCACAAGGACGGUGCCAAUGUAUUCAGACCAGCUCUGAUGUUAUUCGUCCAAAGGUCAUCCAGAGCUUGAAAUAUAUUCCCAGAGGAUCUCACUGUGAGAAAGCAGAGAUAAUUGUCACCCUGAAAAAUAAGAAGAAAGUGUGUGUGGAUCCUGAUGCCAAGUGGUUGCAGGUUCUCAUCACAGCCGAGAAAGGUGCCAAAAAGCACAAUUAAAACAUGAAGCUGCAAAAUGAGGGAUACACUUCCACUCCUGAAUUAUCUGAUGGGGAAUGAAGGAAGCUCAGCCCUGGAUGUUAACUUUGUGAUAUCACCUUCCAAUGAUUCAUUCCAGUGUCUCCUCUUCAUUGCCUUCUGUGAAUAAUUUCGCUGUUCAUCCUGCUGCAGGACUUGUUUAAUCCUGUCACAAUACCUGUUUACACCUGAGGAAACCAUCUGAUAUUUAUUGUUAAACUUCGCACCAAGUCUGAGGCUUCAUUUGAUGUCUGUGGUAAUGAAGUAGAAUUAGGUACAGCUGGGUGUUACGUUGGUAAUGUCAUAAGGCACUCUGCAAUUGGUUUAUAGUUCUCCAAUUAUUUGGAAAUAAUUUCUAAUCAACGAAUUGGACACAGAGGCAUUCUGUGGAAAAGGCUGAAUGAAAUGGGUGCCAGUUGUUAAAAUUUAGUUAUAGAGAUCAGAAGAGUUGGAGGUGAUAUUAGUUUUAGAAUAACUUAGUUCAUUAAUUUCCAUGGAUGUAUUGUUAAUUUUAAACUUUUACGGAGAAAAUCCCACAGCUUGACAUGGAAAUCCUGUGGGUGGGGUCAGGGUGAGGAGGAGUUGAAUAAAACCCCUGAUGGCCCCAAAUCAGGACUGGCGGACCACUUGAAUAAAACUUGCACCAGCCCACCCCUGCUCCCUACAAUCCUAUUAUCCCAAACCUGCCCUCCCAUACCCACAACCCUGACAUGAGAUUGUUGCUCUGCUACAGGCUUUGGUCCAUUCUGUAUUCACACACUGCCUUCUCAAUCCUACAUGCUUUACCAGGAAUGGGAGGCUGAUUUAUCCAGGAAUCAUCCUUUGCUUUUUCAAUAAAAUGAUCUAGUUUAGAAAGUUGAAAAUAUAAAAAAUUAAACAUGUUUCAAAUUUUACCCGAAGAUAUAGUACAUAUAGUGUAUAAUUUCAAAAUCAUAAAACAAAUUUUACAUUCUCCCUUUUCCAGUUGAAACCCUGUACAUAGUCUAUGAUAUACUGAUGGCAAUACUGUUGACCAAAUAGAUAAAUUUCAGAUUGAAUGAAAACAUAUUUUAUUAAAAUACAAGAAGAAGUACUUACUUGGUAUUGUUGGUGUCAGUUUACAGCAGUAUUUAUUAACAUUGGUACUUUUAAGUCAAGCUGUGGGAUUUUCUCCGUAAAAUGUCAGAUUUGAGGAAGUCUGCGGAAGCAAAUUCUCUCUGGAGGUGUGACUUCUGUGCAAAAUACUUACAUUUUGGAAGGUGGUGUUGUUAAUAUUCUGAUAAUCAGGAAAUUAAAUUUGUAAAUCAGAAUAAUAUCUGUACAGUUAAAAAAUAGAAACCUUUUGCCCUGAGGGAACUUUCACUGACUGGGUUCAGAUGACCACACAUGAUGUCUGGACAGUUGAUGGAUGUGAAUGAAUUUGUUGAG